CUAAUAUGUCCCCAGCUAUAUUACAAUAUUGUUAUAUGCUCUGGCUCUGCUGCAGGACAUUUGUGUUGAGAUUUUUUAAUACUUUUGCGCAAAUUUCAUUCUUGGCCAUUUUGCUGAGGCAGAAAAGGACGUUGUGGAGUCCCACAGGUCUUCUCCAGGGAGCCUCUCUUCAUCUCAACAAUCAUGUCUGAUAAGAGGGUGUACCAGGGCGUACGAGUGAAGACCACGGUCAAAGAGCUACUGCAGAGACUCCGAGCCCGGGAGGCAAACGGCAAACAAGUUAAAACGAAAUCCCAGAUCUCACAGGCAUGCUUGGAUCUUCAGGAUCUUGGCGCGUCCACUUUUCCAAGUCGCUAUGUGGACCCUCCCCCUGCCAUCCCCUCAGCGGACGCGAGCAGCUGUGGAGCUCGAGCCUUCACGCUGCGCGCCGCCUCGUUCACCGUCCCUGACAGCUCGUGCAACACCCAGAUGCAAGAGAUCACCUUUAACGACAUCCAGCAACAGUUCGGGGACAUGAUGUUGCACAGCAACGGCUACAGUAGCAACAACAACAACAACAACAACAACUACAACGUCUCAAUGCCUCCCCCUCCCACCUUCCCGCUGCCCUGGUGCCAUGGACUCUCUUCUGAUGCGGACUACUAUGGCCAUGGGAUGGCUCCCUGCUCCUCACCAGAGUCGCUUAAGCUCUGCAACCCCAUGGAUCACAACAGCUUAUCGCCACAGGACUCUUUCUCCUCCUCUUCCUCCUCCUGCUACGCCUCACCCACCAGGAUGGAGUCCAGCUUCCAUGGCCUCACCUCAGAGCAUUUCCACUAUCAGCACUGCAACCUCCAGGACUGUUACUGCCUGCCCCACUGUUGGCCAGGCCAGCAGGACAGCGUCUCUGCCCCUGAAUAUCCUCCUUACUUCAACCCCACAGACUAUCCAUACACCUGUCCCGUGGAAGAGAACUAUUUUAAGAGGGAUUUGCAGAUGAGCUCCGAAAUGUGUUAUAAUACGCUAUGAUUGGACCUUCAGCAGUAUUGUUUUGUCUUUUGACUUUAAAUAUUCUUCUGUUCAAGCACUCAGCUAGGCCGUUGGAUUGGAUGGUCCGCUUUGCAUUUCCAUGUGUGCUCUGACUGGCUUUCGCUUUGGUAAAAUGAAUAUGAUGAAUGUUGAAUGAAUGGAAAGCCUGAUAUAUUUGUAUCAAUGAUCCUUUUUUUACUACUAAGAUUUAUUUUCAUACAAAUAACUUGUUGCUAAAUAAAAACGUGCA
This is a messenger RNA of Etheostoma cragini (Arkansas darter), 1258 nucleotides long. RefSeq names its product colorectal cancer associated 2 (gene pou2af3). The record is from RefSeq and is a predicted model, not a curated record. Lineage: Eukaryota; Metazoa; Chordata; Actinopteri; Perciformes; Percidae. The transcript has 5 exons. Bases 184 to 1008 code for a protein of 274 amino acids. Gene Ontology annotation, molecular function: POU domain binding; DNA binding.